Messenger RNA from Bacillus rossius redtenbacheri, 1316 nucleotides. Its product is annotated as E3 ubiquitin-protein ligase RNF169-like. NCBI's taxonomy places the organism in Eukaryota, Metazoa, Arthropoda, Insecta, Phasmatodea, Bacillidae. The coding region runs from base 59 to 1195 and encodes 378 amino acids. Gene Ontology annotation, biological process: double-strand break repair. The transcript has 7 exons. The record is from RefSeq and is a predicted model, not a curated record. Gene Ontology annotation, cellular component: site of double-strand break; nucleus. Gene Ontology annotation, molecular function: nucleosome binding; ubiquitin-protein transferase activity.
AUGCAUUGCCGCCGAAUCGCAUCUUCUGUCAAGAUUUGGUAGUGGAUGUUUUGUAAAUAUGUCGAAAUUAUCGAGGAAUGAAGCUGCCUCAUUACACUCAAAAAUGUUACGAGAAAUGACUCUUCUUGAUGUGAUGUGUCCCGUGUGUAGAGGGAUAUUGAUCGAGCCUGUGACGAUGCCGUGUUAUCAUUGUUUAUGUAAACUGUGUUUUGAGAGAACUAUGGAAGAAGCAAGUUUGUCGUGCCCAAUGUGUAGGAAGCGCAUAGGUGGAUGGUUCAGAAAAAAUUCUAAGACAGGAAAAUUGAUCGAUUCAAAAUUAUGGAAGGAAAUAAAGACUCAAUUUCCACACCAAGUAGGAGCCAAAUUGAAAGGUGAAGAUGAUGGUAUUCCCGAAGACGUGCUGACGCAGUUCGCGCCCCAGCAGCAGCUGUGCGACACGGGCGAGAUCCGCCGGGAGUACGAGCUGGACCUGAAGAAGCUGCAGGACGAGGAGAGGAGGAGACAGGAGGAGGAGGAGAGCAAGAGCGCGGCACUGAUCGAGCAGCUUCAGGAGGAGGAGAUGCAGCUGAGGCUGCGGCUGAAGCAGGCCGAGAUGGACGAGCGUCUCGCGAGGCAGCUGCAGGACGAGGCCUCGCAGAGCCCGGGCCAGCCGGAACCCCGGGACGGAGACAAGGAGAACAACGUGCAUCCCAGCGGGACGGGGGCCAUGCCCGCCCCCAACAAGGGCCCCAUGGACGCCUUCCUCACGCUCAAGAAGGCUGCGGGCUCCUCCAGGUGCCUCAGCCCCGCAGACCUCAACGGCAAGGCCCGGCCCCCCGCUGCAGGGGUCGGGGGGAAGCCGCGCUGCGCGAGCGACGCCAGCACGGACAGCAUCCACCAGGAGAUGCACCACUUCAAGCCCAUCAGAGCCGUGCCGCGCACGCCACCCAAGAGGAUGCCAGAUGGCAGGGUUGUGGAGCCGAAACUGAUAAAGUCCAUCCCGAGGAACCUCAACGAGGUGUAUGAUGAGAUGUCGGUUCCUGGGAAGAGCGUGGUGCCCGCGGCGGGCCUGGGACACUGCGUGGACCUCAGCAGUCCGUCCAGCUCGGCCGACACCGGGGCUGCCCCGUCCGCCUUCGCAGGCAAGUGUCCGUCCCCCUGCUGUGUCCAUGACCCUGCGCUUGACUGCAACGAUACUGCUUUAUUGGUGCCGUGAAGCAAUUUAGCAGACAGUGUCGCAUUUCUUUUGUCGUGUGCACCUACGUGUAGGCAUGUAGCAUAUUCUUUAUAAACAUUAUUCAAAUGAACGUAUAUUUAGGGACCCAGGAAAAUCGUGA